This is a messenger RNA of Scaptodrosophila lebanonensis, 1906 nucleotides long. RefSeq names its product kinesin heavy chain. The transcript has 2 exons. Gene Ontology annotation, molecular function: microtubule binding; microtubule motor activity; ATP binding. The record is from RefSeq and is a predicted model, not a curated record. Lineage: Eukaryota; Metazoa; Arthropoda; Insecta; Diptera; Drosophilidae. The coding region runs from base 115 to 1830 and encodes 571 amino acids. Gene Ontology annotation, biological process: microtubule-based movement.
CACACAAACUUACACAGCUUAAAACAAACAUAACACAGCAAAAAACACACACACAUACACACACACGGACAGACUUGUUCUUGUUUGGAGUUUCGUUUAUUUUCCUAAAAAAAAAUGGCCAAAGUUUAUCUCUUUCGCGAAAUCGAAGCCCCUGACGAUGUGCAGAAGAACGUCUUCGAGGAGGCCGUUGCCAGCGUUGUCGAAAAUGUUUUGGGGGGAAACAAAGGCUGCAUACUGAACUACGGUGACUGGCGCACAUGCCCAGACCUGGACGUAAGUGGCGACGCAGCUCUUAUGACCGAUCCAAAGAAGGGCAAUGCAGUGACACGUAUCAUCAACGACAUAUUUACUCAUGUGUAUACCAUGGAACUGACCAUGGAAAUAAACAUAUCUAUCAGACAUAUCGAGAUAAAUAUGCAGCAGAGCACGCUAGAGUCGCACGAGACUAGUGCAGAAGUCGAUGAGUACAUGAGGCUGUUAAGAGCGCAAAAAGAACACUUCGUGUCCACGCCUAGGGAUGUGUAUGCCUACAUGGAGAAGACCAUGAAGCGAAUUUCGGAGGGUGGGCAUUCGGAGGAGCAGGAAAAUGAUGCAAGCAAAACCAACAACAAAGCAGCACCACUCUCGGGUCACUCGCUCUUCAGCAUUCACGUGAAACAAACCAAUCUAGAGCAGUCCAAGAAGCUGCACGGCAAGCUUAAUCUACUGCACUUUGUGCGGGGCAGCGAGCACCCCACAGCCGAUACCUCGAUGAGCGCCUUGCUCAAAAUAAUUAAGGCGCUGGCCAACAACAACAAGACACACAUGCGUUACCAUAACAUACGGCUGACGCGCCUGCUCAAGGAAAUAUUGGGAAGCGGCGAGACCACGGUGAUCAUCAACUAUACAGCAUCGAUGGAACCACAGGAGGUGUCAGCGAUGGGCGCCAAAACUCCACCAGUAGUGCCCACAAAAGAGGCCAAUCUUCCCGCUGAAGUUUGGCGUUCACUCUACCGCCGUGAACGCUACAAGUAUCGACGGCUCAAAGAAAAGGUGCUCAACCUGGAGUUCUGGGGCAACAGCGGGGAUAAAAUGCAGCUGGAUGAUCUCUUCGAAGGUAUAGAGGACCGUAGCAGUAGCAAUACAGAGCUGAACGCCAGCGAAGGUGGUAGAGAUAGCGGUAGCGACUUGAAUCGAUCGCGACUAGCGCUGGAGAUCGACAAGCUCUAUGGCAAGCUGGACGAGAAGCAGGUUGAGCUGGAGCGCAACUAUGAGCUGUGUCAGCGCAUUGGGAAGCGCUGUGAGGUGCACAGUCAGCUGUUUAGGGAGCAGCACAGCCUGCAGGACGAAAUGCAUCAAAUUAAGGUAGAGGCCGAGCUCACCAUUGACGAACUCAUGGACCUUCAGCAGAUUAUGGAUCAGCUGUCGCAACACCACGAUCAAAGUACCCAGCAGCUCGAACGCAAGAAUGAAAUGCUUCAACGGCUCACACAGCUUCUCGAAAAGGCCAACGAUGAGCUGCGUCAGCAGAAAUGCGACUUUCGCAUCAAACUUAAUGAAUAUUCGGACAUGUUCAGCAAACUCUGGCGUCAACAGGCUCUUGCCAUGCAGGCUCAAGAGGAGCAGCGAGAGGAACAGCUUUCCGAAAUGUUCGACACUAUCUGCAAGGAGCUGCACAAUUCUCACCAAACUCAACUGACCAAGCUGAAGCAGCAGGCGGAGCAGAAGGAGCGCCAGCUCCAGGCUCUCCACCAACAACAUCUGCAGCUAGUGGAGACGGCCAAACAGCAGCAGCGCCAAUACACUAAGGAGAAUGCCCAAGCGUGUGGUGAUGAUGUGCAGCCCUCGUAGAAAUUCAAAUUGUGAAUUGUGGCAAGCGGAGAUGAAAAAAAAACAUGUAAUAAAAGAAGUCCAUACAUACACACGA